AUGCCUCCGCUCAGCAAAACCCCCUGGCACCCCCUCCCCCUCACCACUCCGAUCCGUGGGGCCCCACCACUCCUCCUGCAGUCUACCUUUACCUCCUCUACCUACACGAUCCUCCUUACAGAUCUUGUGCAUAUCUGGAGCACAACUGCCACCAAACCGGCCAUCCUUGCUCUUGCAGACACAUUCCAGUCCUCCAUAGACCCCACCGAAACCUCGCAACUCACGAUCCUCCUUACAAAGCUAGAAUCUGCCCUGUCAACAGCCUCCGCCCACACAGACGUCACGCUUACUUCCACCUACACCGGCGGCCUCCAGAUCCACACGUCUACAGAGCUUCCCCCGCCACUCAAAGAGCUAAAAUGGGUGUUUACCCUUACCAGACUUCCAGACGCAGAGUUUACAAAUCUGUUCCUCCUGCCGGUGUUGAGUGUCGUGUCGACGCUUGCUGACCAGGUUGAAAGUCUCGUGAGAGUGGUAAAGGAUAAAGAUAAGAUAAUAGAGCGCCUUACGGACCAAGUCGCCGAGCAGGGUCUGGAUGUAAAGAACUUGUUGGGUGGGGGCAGGGCGAGGAGACGCGGCCUGGAAAGGUUCGAGGUGGAGGCCUGGAGAGAGGACUAUAUUCAGGAAGGAGAGAAACGGGUAGGGGAGGUAGUCAAAGAGGUAUUCGGAGAGGGCGUACGAUGCGGGGAAGCGCCGGGAGUGAGGGGCCUGGGAAUGGUAGAAGGAUGGUGGACAACCAUUGAAGAGGAUGAAAACAAGCCCAAGAUUGAAAAGCGGGAGUCGAGCGAAAGACCGAGACGGGCAGACGACGGAAUAAGAUCAUUGACGCGGGAUAUAUCCCCAAGGAGAAUAGCUUCCCCCAAGAGGGAAAGCACCAGUGGAGACUUAUCGCCGCCAAAAAGAAUGAAGUUUGACGACUCCGAUGAUGAGGAUAAUGAUUUUGAGGUCCAAAAAACACCUCCACCAAAGCCUUAUCACGCCUUUACACUAAAGAAGCCCUCCCCUCCACCCAAACCUGUGGCACCUGAACCCGAUGAUACUGCUUCUGAUUCCGACACCCUCGACCUACCUCCGCCACGAAAAUUCAUUAAAAAGCCUAGUCUCAGUCCUCCUCCCAAAUCCCGAAGAAGCGUCGAUGAGCCAAUGCGUUAUACUCCCGUCGCAGCGGCUACGGCUGCAGAUGAUGAAACGGAAGACUCAGACACAGUCGUAGUCCCAAGUGUCGCAAAGCCGAAACAGAAGAUGGUAAUUGGCGGGAAAAAGAAGCCGGUCGUAGUUCCGGAUGACACGGAGGAUGAGGAGGUAGAGCCGCCCAAAGAGGUCAAGAAGGUAGUUGGGAGAAUUGGGAGAAUUGGUAAAACUAAAACCGAGAGCGAUAGAGGGGGCCCAUCGACGGUUUCUAAACCACCGACACCACCACCGCCCCCUCCGGCACCGAGAGAGCCAACGCCGGAGGAGAAUGAAGACGAGAAGGCAGAUAGAAAACGAAGAGAGCUGGAGAAAGAGCUGGAAGCUAAAAAGAAGGCGCCUGCAAAGAAGAAGCGAAAGUUUUAG
This is a messenger RNA of Morchella importuna, 1554 nucleotides long. RefSeq lists its product as uncharacterized. Gene Ontology annotation, molecular function: DNA end binding. The transcript has 4 exons. The record is from RefSeq and is a predicted model, not a curated record. Gene Ontology annotation, cellular component: nucleus; DNA ligase IV complex. Gene Ontology annotation, biological process: double-strand break repair via nonhomologous end joining. Bases 1 to 1554 code for a protein of 517 amino acids. Lineage: Eukaryota; Fungi; Ascomycota; Pezizomycetes; Pezizales; Morchellaceae.